Molecule: messenger RNA, 876 nt
Organism: Orcinus orca (killer whale)
Lineage: Eukaryota; Metazoa; Chordata; Mammalia; Artiodactyla; Delphinidae
Gene: ISCA2
Product: iron-sulfur cluster assembly 2
Exons: 4
Coding region: 48-515 (155 amino acids)
Biological process (GO): iron-sulfur cluster assembly
Cellular component (GO): mitochondrion
Molecular function (GO): 4 iron, 4 sulfur cluster binding; 2 iron, 2 sulfur cluster binding; iron ion binding
Source: RefSeq, a predicted model, not a curated record
GCAGAAGGGGAUUGGGACAAUGCGAGGGGCGGUGCUUGUGGAAGAAAAUGGCGGCCGUCAGAGGGUUGAGUUUAAGCGCUGUGGCCCUGAGAGCAGUCACUCUUUGGCCAGGGGGCAGCAGGCUCCUCGCGGCCUCCCGCGGACCUCGGGCGCUUCGGGAACUGUCGUCCUCCAGCCCCGAAGCUGGCGAAGGGCAGAUCCACCUCACCGACAGCUGCGUCCAGAGGCUUCUGGAAAUCACCGAAGGGUCAGAAUUCCUCAGGCUGGAGGUGGAGGGAGGUGGAUGCUCCGGAUUCCAGUACAAAUUUUCACUGGAUACAGUUAUCAACCCCGACGACAGGGUAUUUGAACAGGGUGGGGCAAGAGUGGUGGUUGACUCUGAUAGCUUGGCCUUCGUGAAAGGGGCCCAUGUGGACUUCAGCCAAGAACUGAUCCGAAGCUCAUUUCAAGUGUUGAACAAUCCUCAAGCACAGCAAGGCUGCUCCUGUGGGUCAUCCUUCUCUGUCAAACUUUGAUGUGAUGACAGGUGACCCAGAGAUUACCAUCAUCUGUACGGAUUUGAGGAACCUGGGAUUAGAAGAAUUCUAGAGGUUUCCUUCCAAUCCUGUCCCUCUCACAGUUUCAUUUCCGUCGAUCCAGGAAUGCUGUGUUUCACCACUAUUUAUUUUCAGAAUGUGAAGCUUUUACUCUUGAGUUAAUUUCUCCCUCACAGUUGUAAGGCCAAGCCUGUAGAUGCUAUUACGUAAGAUUUAGUAACUUGUUGAAACCAGUAUCCUCUGUAGAGCCUCCAGGGUUCCAGAAUUUGGAAUUCUCUGGCCUUCAGAGCUACUUGUACAUAUGUGUAUAGCUGUGUGUAAAAGCUUCAUUUUAAAGAAA